Trifolium pratense (red clover) is the source of this 592-nucleotide messenger RNA. RefSeq lists its product as uncharacterized. Lineage: Eukaryota; Viridiplantae; Streptophyta; Magnoliopsida; Fabales; Fabaceae. The transcript is spliced from 4 exons. Bases 147 to 398 code for a protein of 83 amino acids. The record is from RefSeq and is a predicted model, not a curated record.
UUUUGUUUUUUUUUUAUUAAAUUAUUAUUUUUUAAUUCAACACAUCUAUUACUUGUGUUCGAAGAACGUUACUCUCGUCUUCUACGCCUCGUGACUCUUGCAUCAACUCCAAAGUCUCCGACCAAAAUCGAUAAUUCAAUUCCAUCAUGGUUUGCUUGUUUUGCUUAUUGCCCCUUUUCCUCGUUCCAAUCGUUAACGUAUUGCCAAUUCUCUUCUAUUAUGUCAUGGGAAAAAUAUACGGACUUUUCGGCUGGGAGUAUAGGAAACCAGUGAUGACCCCUCCGGCAUGUCCUUAUAAACCUGCGGCCAAAAGCGACAGUAAAGUCGAAGCAGAAGCUGCACCAGCUCCAGUAGAACAUCAUGUUAAAGCUGGAGGAGUAGAUGUGAAACAGGACUAACAUCACAUCUCAUAUAUAACUGAAGAUGAUUCAAAAUAUAAAUUAUAAAUCGGAAAUGAUCUUAAAAACUGAAUCUUAUAUUACAUGUAUAUAGGAGUAUUGUUAGUUCUGUUUGGAUUGCACUGUUUUCUGAUAUAUUGGAGUAAAAAAUGAAUCCAAUUCAAUAAAAAACGAAUUUUCUAAGUUUUAUAUUA